Messenger RNA from Gregarina niphandrodes, 241 nucleotides. RefSeq lists its product as hypothetical. The record is from RefSeq and is a predicted model, not a curated record. The transcript has a single exon. NCBI's taxonomy places the organism in Eukaryota, Apicomplexa, Conoidasida, Eugregarinorida, Gregarinidae. The annotation marks the transcript as partial.
UUUCAUCCAGCUCAAUACUGCGAUACUAUUAUGUUACUCAUCUAUUCAAGAUCAAUCAACACAUUCAUUGCUUGCAAUACUUUCUACCCAUUCAACCAUUAAUUCAUAUGUUCAUUCCUUUAAUAUGUCGACCUAUGGCGGUGGUACCCUUUCGGACUACUACCCCAUAUGUAUAUAUCAAAAGACUGAACCGAACCUUCGAAGAUCCGAACUCGUGAAGUCAAGAUUAGUUCGCGACUAA